Penicillium soppii is the source of this 933-nucleotide messenger RNA. Its product is annotated as lipase family protein. Bases 1 to 933 code for a protein of 310 amino acids. NCBI's taxonomy places the organism in Eukaryota, Fungi, Ascomycota, Eurotiomycetes, Eurotiales, Aspergillaceae. The transcript has a single exon. Gene Ontology annotation, biological process: lipid metabolic process. The record is from RefSeq and is a predicted model, not a curated record.
AUGAGACAUCAUAUAUGUAGGAAGCUAAUAGUUCCAGAAAUCUCGGCCGACCUACUACAAGAAUUCACUCGCUUUGCCCAGUUUGCUGCUUUAGCGGCUUGUGAUCAGAACAUCAACGCCACUGGAAAAAGGCUAACUUGCGACCAUCCACUAUGCGGGCUGGUGGACGCCGACAAGACCAAAAUCAUCGAUAUAUUCCAAAAUCCAACCGGUCCCAAAGGCUACAUUGCCUUGGACCACACAAAAAAGCUGAUAGUGCUUGCUUUCCGUACAAGUGUAUCCCAGCAAGAUAGCGACGUGGACUCCAAUAAGGAGCCCAUGAAAAUCGAAGAUCUCUGUCCUGGGUGCUGGGUGCAUUCGGGGUUCUGGUAUUAUUGGACGAGUGCCAAAGACCAUGUCAUCUCCCAGCUUCAAACUGCCAUAGAAUCCCACCCAGACUACAGCUUGGCGGUAGUCGGACACAGUCUGGGCGGUGCUCUCGCGACUCUUGCGGGCAUCGAUCUCCGUCAAAAAGGAUUUAUCUUGGAUAUUGUAAGAAUGUUGAUGCACAGUGGUGGCAAUAUAGCUGACCUUUCGCAGUGGACAUUUGGAUCUCCCAAAGUAGGCAAUUACAAGUUGGCUGAAUUCAUCACCAACCAACGUUCCCCCGUCAGCGUGUACCGUGCUACCCAUUAUACGGAUAUUGUACCGAAACAACCGUCGGAUACUGGCUACAGCCAGCCUUCGCCUGAAUACUGGAUCGAUUUACCGAGUAAUGAGACCGUCACAACGAGUGAUGUGAAAUAUAUUCAGGGAAUCAACAGCUUGAAGGGUAAUGGUGGUCAUAAUGGAACGGAUCAAAUGCCUGAUCCGAACCAUGAAUGGUACUUUGGGAAUAUGCGCGUCUGUAUCGACCCGGUUGAUCUUAUAUCGAUUGGGGAAACGGAAGUAUAA